Molecule: messenger RNA, 948 nt
Organism: Cajanus cajan (pigeon pea)
Lineage: Eukaryota; Viridiplantae; Streptophyta; Magnoliopsida; Fabales; Fabaceae
Source: RefSeq, a predicted model, not a curated record
AUGGUAGGAACAGGUGGUGCGGUGAGGGCGGUAGCGAGGUUGCUUUGCCGGAGGAAUGGCGGGAACAUUAUUCUAAAAUCGUUUGGGACAAGAGAAAAGAAGGGAAAGGUAUUUUUUAAGCUAAGACUAGGAUCAGUGGGAACAGUUGCUGCAGAGAAGGUUGCAGUGAUAGAAUUGUUAGUCCCAUCUGUCUUCAGAGCUGUUAUAUCCUUUCAUCAUGCUGGUUCCAUGGAUCCAGAUGCUGUAGCUUUCUUUUCUCCAGAUGAGAGCGGAAGCUACGUGCAUGCAAGGGGUUUUUCUGUUCAUCAUGUGUUUAAACAUAUCACGGAGUAUGCAGCGACAGCUCUGCAGUAUUUUCUUGGGAACCAAACUGAAACGUGUCUGUAUUCUCUUUUGCACUGGAUUUGCAGCUACGAGACUCUGUUUUCAAAAUCAUGCAGCAAAUGUUCACGGCUACUUGCCAUGGAUAAACAAUCAACUUUACUGUUACCUCCAGUUCAUCGUCCUUAUUGGCAGUUUUCCUUUUCAAAAAUUUUGUUAAACAUAUCCUCAAAGGACCAGAAUUCUGAUUCUACUCAGGCCUAUCAUAUUGGCUGUUUCUCUGAGGAAGUAUAGUUGCAUCGACCAACAAUUCAGGCGAGCCAAGUGCCCAAUUUUAUGCGGAACUCUACCUGGAGCAAGAAUUUCCAUUUCAUUGCUGUAUGUAUAUUACCUUUUAUAUGUAUAGGUUGGAAGGCAGGGGUAGGUUAAGUGAUUUGCUUAUCAUUGGUCUAUAUUUUCAUCUCUUAAAUUGGAUCUUCAGGGAAUUGAUUAGUGGUUCUGUUGUGUAAGCUUCGUGUUCAUUGAUAGAUUUUUUUUGGAUACCAGAAACAGGAAGUUUUCCUCACUGAUCAUUGCUAGAUUUUCAUCUCUUAAAGGGAUUUAUUUAGAUGCGGAACUCAGCAUGUG